AUGCCCAUAUUUAUUAGAAGAUUUGCUUGUCAUAUGCACUAUGUAUUGUACUUUAUGUUCUUCUGGUCAUCAUUAAACACAACAGCUGCUGGUAUUAUACCCCCCUUUUUAACACCGCUCGACUGCUUUUUGUUUUGCGACAUUGUUUGCUUGAACCACACCAUCCAUCCACCGCUUGAAGACACAAUAUCCACUUUUCGCACGAGGUAA
This is a messenger RNA of Lichtheimia ornata, 210 nucleotides long. RefSeq lists its product as uncharacterized. The record is from RefSeq and is a predicted model, not a curated record. The transcript has a single exon. Bases 1 to 210 code for a protein of 69 amino acids. Lineage: Eukaryota; Fungi; Mucoromycota; Mucoromycetes; Mucorales; Lichtheimiaceae.